Molecule: messenger RNA, 1761 nt
Organism: Didymosphaeria variabile
Lineage: Eukaryota; Fungi; Ascomycota; Dothideomycetes; Pleosporales; Didymosphaeriaceae
Exons: 1
Coding region: 1-1761 (586 amino acids)
Biological process (GO): amino acid catabolic process
Molecular function (GO): L-amino-acid oxidase activity; polyamine oxidase activity
Source: RefSeq, a predicted model, not a curated record
AUGGCGCCCCGAUUACUUUUCCUUUUGGCGCUGGCAGCGGCAUCGCUUGCACAUCUGAUUCCUCCUCGUCAAGCCAACGGGACACAGAACCCUUGGCCACUACUGCGAGACUUUGAUGCCCUAGGCGCGUGGUUCGAGGGCGUUGCAGCUAUAGAGAAGACCUCCGCCCCUUCCAGAUCCAAUGCGACCAUUGCCAUUGUCGGGGCCGGGAUCUCCGGUCUAGCAACGGCACUCAUGCUCGAAAGUGUUGGUGUGCACAAUUGGGAGAUUAUCGAAGCCAGCAGUCGGAUUGGUGGUCGGUUCAGGACCAAAUUUUUCGAGGGCACGCAAGAGUGGGUAGAGAUGGGGCCCAUGCGGCUGCCUUACAGCGUCCAGUACAAGAGCGACAAUUCGACGCACGAGUACACAGACCAUCGCAUGGUCUUCCAGUUGGCAGACUGGUUAAAUGAGAUCAACCAGCACAACCCAGAAUUGGAGGUGAAUUUCAUUCCUUGGAUCCAGCACCACCCCAAUGAGCUGCUUGCGCGUGGCACCAAACCAACUGCGGAUGGCCGGGUGCCCACUCGAGCGGACAUAGCAGCAAAUCCAGAACUCGGAUCGGCGCCUCCAUCGACUUCGCUUGAGUACAAGAGUACCAAGCAGAAGAUGGACGGUAUCAUGAAGGAUGAGAAGACUCUUCGAGCUAUUCAGAAGGACAUUUGGCGCGCACACCGGAAGGCGAUGGACCAGGGGCUCGACGAUAUGAGUGAACAGGCCAUGAUGCGCAACGUGUUCAUGGCGAGUGAGAAUACCACCGACGCCAUUUGGACUGCGUCGGACUACGAUAUCUUCUGGGAUGAGAUGGUUCACAAUUCCAACUUGGCGCAGGACGGUAGUUCGUCCGCUUUAGGAGAAACAGAGUGGAGGUGUGUUGACCAGGGAUUCAACAAGCUGUCUGAUGCCUUCUUUCCACACGUUAGCGACCGACUGGAGCUCGAACGCAAAAUCACAAGACUUGAGUCGAUCAAGGAUGCUGGCGGUGAGCCGAAGACUCGCCUCUUCUGGAAUUCUGGAAUUGGGAUGAACCGGACGUCGCACCAUAAAGAUUACGACUAUACCAUCAUAGCUGUACCAUUCACUAUGACCCGGUUCAUGGACUUGCCCACUUUCUCCUCCGUUCUGGGACGUGCCAUCAGUGAACCUGGCCUUCGAUUCAAGAGUGCCUGCAAGGUUGCCCUGCUCUUUCGUGAGCGCUUUUGGGAGCAGGAUGAAAGACCUAUCUUUGGGGGUUAUUCUCAGCCGCGCAGCGCAGCUGUCGGGGCCUUGUACUAUCCUGUAUAUGGCCUGAAUGAGACUGGCCGGCCUGGGGCAAUCAUCCACUACCGCGGAGGAGACUGGAGCGACCGUUUUGCAAGUUUUUCAGAUGAGCAGCAUGUGGAGUUGGUCCUUGACGCAAUCGUCAGCCUGCAUGGCGAACAAGCACGAGAGCUUUACACCGGCCAGUAUGAGCGUCUUUGCUGGCUGCAGGAUGAGCACACCGCGACUGCAUGGUGUAGGCCAGAUGUGGAGCAGCAUGCGCUGUACAUCCCUGCAUACCAUGUGACUGAGCACAAUACCAUUUUCAUCGGCGAGCACACAGCUCCGACGCAUGCAUGGGUAAGCUCAUCGCUUCACUCUUCUGUCAGGGGUGCGAUCCAGUUGUUGUUGGAGAUUGGAAUGGCGGAGGAGGCCAAGGCACUAAAUCAGAAAUGGAUGGGGAGGUGGAUCAGCUCUCAAGACUAG